Psylliodes chrysocephalus is the source of this 660-nucleotide messenger RNA. NCBI's taxonomy places the organism in Eukaryota, Metazoa, Arthropoda, Insecta, Coleoptera, Chrysomelidae. The record is from the annotation of a GenBank genome assembly.
UAAAAUACAUUCAUCACCUCACAGAUAGAUAAUGUAUCUGUAUUUACUUAUCUAAUCUUAUCAUGUAACAUACCCAACUUUUAUCAAUCAUCACCAAAACAGUCAAAUUUGCAGGUAUACUUCUUACUUGCCGAAUGAAAAUUUUUCUCAGAUUGUUCUUACAAAUAAUUCAUUCGCAAAAAUCAAGAUGAAGGUUAAUAUUUUUUGUGUUACGUUUUUGAUAUUUGUUUUUGCUAGAAAUGUGCCAUUAGGUUCAGCCAUAACUUGUUACCAAUGUGAAGAAGUCACAGGACGACAUUGCGAAUUAAAUGUGAAGCAAGUACUCACUCAAAAUUGUACUGGCUCCUUUGUUUGCGCAAAGUAUAUUUGGAAAGAGAAUAAUAUUACAACAAUACAUAGACGCUGUGCUCAGCAUACCAUCUGUGAAGAAGAACGUGUUGCUUUAAAACCUAACGCCACCUUAAUACACUGCAGCACAUGUAAUACAACGUUAUGCAAUUCAGCACCUGCAGUUAUCUCUCAUUCGCUAAUGUUUAUUACCACUGCAUUCAUAACAAUAUCUCUACUAUCUUUAGUUUAAACGAUUAUUUGCGAGGUACAUAGUACUGGAUAAAAAAAUGUUUUUAGAGUAGGCCUUGAAAAAUUUUAGGCUUGUCAAAG